GAGCAUCUCACACCAAGCUAACAAGCUAGGUUCUUCAUGGACCAGCACCACCACGGCCAAGCUCCCGCACACGGCGGCGGCCGCAGCAGUGAGGGGGGCGAGCCGACCACGACACGGUCCCGGUGGGCGCCCAAGCCGGAGCAGAUCCUGAUCCUGGAGUCCAUCUUCAACAGCGGGAUGGUGAACCCGGCCAAAGAUGAGACGGCGCGCAUCCGCCUCCUCCUCGAGCGCUUCGGCGCUGUCCGUGACGCCAACGUGUUCUACUGGUUUCAGAACCGCCGCUCCCGCUCUCGCCGCCGUGCCCGCAAGCUCCAGCAGUCCUGCGGCGGCACCGGGGACGCGGACCAGCUCCCCUCCAACGCAGCUGCCGGACAUGGCUACCACGGCAUCGGCACCUCUCCCUACAACACCAUGCAGUACGGACAGCUGGGCGGCGGUGUUUCGGCGGCCGCGGCCGCGGUCAACACGGCGCCCCGUUUCUUGGUAGAUGACGCCGAGGGCGGAGACGAUCUUUUCGCCAUCCCCCGGCAAAUGGGCCUCAUGGCACGCGGUGGCGAAAACCAGUAUGGUUACCCGGCUACCGACGCAUCGCAACUAAGCUACCAAGCAACUGUUCCAGGGACGACGAUGCCGGUGUUCAUCAAUGGCACGGUAUACGAGGUGCCAAGCACCGGCGCAUUGGACGUGGAAGGUACGUUCGGGCCUGACGUGAUUCUGGUGCACUCCUCCGGCGAGAUCCUCCCAGUGAACGAGCGCGGCGUCCUCAUGAAGAGCCUGCAAAUGGGCGAAUGUUAUUACCUGGUAUUCAGAUCGAUCUAAUUAAUUAAUCAGCUCCAUGUCUAGCCGAUUAGAAGAAUCAAGGUCUGCAUAUGUACGCAAAAUGCAAAGGAAGCAUGCAUUUUGUAAUCAAGCUUCAAUGGGAGCGAUGUUGUUGUCAAGAUCGUAUCAGUGUGUGUACUAAUGUUGUUCU
Triticum dicoccoides is the source of this 970-nucleotide messenger RNA. RefSeq names its product WUSCHEL-related homeobox 10-like. The record is from RefSeq and is a predicted model, not a curated record. The transcript is spliced from 3 exons. Gene Ontology annotation, molecular function: DNA-binding transcription factor activity; DNA binding. Lineage: Eukaryota; Viridiplantae; Streptophyta; Magnoliopsida; Poales; Poaceae. Gene Ontology annotation, biological process: adventitious root development. The coding region runs from base 37 to 819 and encodes 260 amino acids.